AUGAUGAAUUUGAGUUGGAGUUGUUCAUCACUUGCAAACCGACAACAACAAUUCAGAAGAUUCAAGAUAACAACUCAUCGUGUUUUUGCUGUUUCAUUUCUCUUCUUUACCUCCUUCCUUCUCUUCUCUCCCCAAAUUCCUCGCUCUCUCAAGUACCACCAAUUCGCUGACUUGCGCAAUCUUCUCGGAGUCCCCAAUACGUUGAAUGUGAUCUCAAAUUUCCCAUUUUUAGUUGUGGGUGUUCUUGGCUUAGUUCUCACUCUUGAAGGAGGUUUUUUUACCUUAAGUUCUCAAGCAGAGACAUGGGCUUGGAUACUAUUCUAUGCUGGAAUUACAGGGAUGGCUUUUGGGUCUGUUUACUACCAUUUGAAGCCUGAUAACAAUAGGGUCUUGUGGGACACUUUGCCGAUGAUGGUGGCAUAUUCCUCACUUUUCUCUAGUUUGGUUGUUGAGAGAAUUGGCCAGCGGAUUGGGUUGUGUUGUAUGUGUGCCCUCCUUGUUGCAGCCUUUACCUGCGUAGUUUAUGAACGAGUUUACGGGGAUAUUCGGCUCUGCUUGAUGUUCCAGUUAUUUCUUCCUUUAGCUAUUGCAGUAGUAGCAUUUUUGUAUCCCUCCAACUAUACUCACUCGGGAUAUUGGUUUUCAUCAAUAGGAAUUUAUCUGCUAGCAAAAUUUGAAGCUCUUUCGGACAAGAAACUCUACCGCGCAAAUAACUAUGUUAUCAGCGGGCACUCUUUGGAACACUUGUGCUUAGCGCUUAUACCGUUUUUACUUAGUGUGAUGCUCAUCUACAGAGAACGCAAGUUCAAAAGAUUAGGAGAUGUUAAAGAUCAGCUUUGA
Vicia faba (fava bean) is the source of this 840-nucleotide messenger RNA. The record is from the annotation of a GenBank genome assembly. Lineage: Eukaryota; Viridiplantae; Streptophyta; Magnoliopsida; Fabales; Fabaceae.